AUGCCGAUGUUCUCCAAGCUUUUUGGCAUGGGUGCCUCUUGCGCGGUAGCUGAGGUGUUCCCCAAGCUCAAGCAAGUCUCUAUUGCGUCGCGCAAUGGAAUCAAGUUUCCCUACUACAAGCUCAGUAGCCGCGGCAGCGUUCGCUAUGUUGCCUCGGGACCGGACAAGAACCUCAAAAAGAAACACGAUGACGACCACAAGGCUGCCCUCCUCGUCGGCUUCGGUAUUCCCGGAGCCUGCAUGGCAAUCGGCCUCUACUCGUGCAUCCUCCUAGACAAGAAGCAUGCCAACGACAACAAAAAGGGCAAGUCGGAGGCGGAAAUCGCUGCCUAG
Messenger RNA from Tricharina praecox, 333 nucleotides. RefSeq lists its product as uncharacterized. The transcript has 4 exons. The record is from RefSeq and is a predicted model, not a curated record. Lineage: Eukaryota; Fungi; Ascomycota; Pezizomycetes; Pezizales; Pyronemataceae. Bases 1 to 333 code for a protein of 110 amino acids.